CCCCCCCCCCCCCCCCUUGACUGCUUUGAUGCAUUAAUAGCAGGACACUGGUUUUCAAGGAACUUUGCUCCCUUCCCAACCUGCCUCCUCCCAGCCCUUUGGGAAGAGUGUGUGUGUGCGUGUGUGUGUGAAAUCGCCGUCCCACCUCCCCAAACCCCCCUGCUCCCCCACGCCUCCCCUUGCAACCUGUAGGCUGUGCAACCCCUGCAGGCUUUUCUCCCUUUCCCCCCUCCUUCCCUCCCCCUCUCUUUUUGCGCUUCCGCGGAUCGCGGUGCGAAUUCCCCCUUUCGAGGCGAGAAAAAGCUGAAAGAAGGAGAAAAAGGAAAAAAAAAAAAAGACAAAAAGCAAACCUAGGCGCCCCCCCUCUCCCAACGCCAAAAGAAAAGCAGGAGGCUCUCGCACCCCGAGAAUAAACCCCAGAGUGGGGCGCCUGCAAGCAGAAGCUGCGCUUUCCGUCCCUUUUCCUUUUUGAAUUUUUUUUUUUUACUAUUUUUUAUUUUUCAUUUUUUUGCCCCCGAAGGGGCAACCGCAAAGCAAGCGCCGCCCGCCCCCCGCCGGCGGCAGCCCCCCGCGCCCCGUCCCGCAGCAUCCCCGCCGCGAUGCUGCUGCGGCUCCUGGUGCUGCUGGGCGCCUGCCCGGGGCUGUCGCGGUGCCUGGGCUCCUUCGUGCAGUGCGAGCCCUGCGACGGCAAGGCGCUGUCGCUCUGCCCGCCGCCGCCGCUGGGCUGCGAGCUGGUGAAGGAGCCGGGCUGCGGCUGCUGCCUCACCUGCGCCCUGCCCGCCGGCCAGCCCUGCGGCGUCUACACCGAGCGCUGCGCCCGCGGGCUCCGCUGCCUCCCGCGCCAGGGCGAGGAGAAGCCGCUGCACGCCCUGCUCCACGGCACCGCCGUCUGCCUCAGCGAGAAGAGCUACCGCGAGCAAGCCAAGGCCGAACGGGAGUCCCGAGAGCAUGAGGAGCCGACCACGUCAGAGAUGACAGAGGAGACCUACCCACCCAAGGCCUACCGACCCAAGCAUGGGCGCCUCUCCGAGCUCAAGGCUGAGGCCCUGAAGAAGGACCGCCGGAAGAAGCUGACCCUAGCCAAGUUUGUGGGCAUGGCGGAGAACACAGCACACCCCCGCGUUGUCAUCCCUGAGCUCCGGCAAGAGUUUGAGCUGGGCCCCUGCCGCAGGCACAUGGAGGCAUCCCUGCAGGAGCUCAAGAGCAGCCAGCGGAUGGUCCCCCGCGCUGUCCACCUGCCCAACUGUGACCGAAAAGGAUUCUACAAGAGGAAGCAGUGCAAGCCCUCCCGAGGCCGGAAGCGUGGGUUGUGUUGGUGCGUGGACAAAUACGGCAUGAAGCUGCCGGGGACUGACUACCUGAGCGGAGACCUGCAGUGCCACGCAUUCGACAGCAGCAACGUGGAGUGAAGUCGCAUCCCCUCCCUCCAUCCCAUCACUACCUACCCAGGUUCCCUUCCACCCUCCCCUCCGCACCUCCCUGUGCCCCGGGACUCCGAUUCCUUUCAUCUCAUGUAAGAAGAAAAAAAGAAGGGAAAAGAAAAAAGAGAAAGGAAGGAAAAGAAAAAAGAGAAAGGAAGGAAAAGAAAAAAGAGAAAGGAAGGAAAAGGAAAAGAAGAGAAAGGGAAAGAAAGAAGUAAAGAAAGGAAAAGAAAAAAGACAAAGGAAAAGACAAAGGAAAAGAAAAGGAAAAGGAAAGAAAAGAAAGGAAAAGGAAAGAAAGGAAAAGAAAAGAGAAAAAAAGAAAAGAAAAAAGAAAAAAAGAAAAGA
Gymnogyps californianus (California condor) is the source of this 1769-nucleotide messenger RNA. It is a transcript of the gene IGFBP5, whose product is annotated as insulin like growth factor binding protein 5. Gene Ontology annotation, biological process: regulation of insulin-like growth factor receptor signaling pathway. Gene Ontology annotation, molecular function: fibronectin binding; insulin-like growth factor I binding; insulin-like growth factor II binding. The record is from RefSeq and is a predicted model, not a curated record. Gene Ontology annotation, cellular component: extracellular region. The transcript is spliced from 4 exons. Lineage: Eukaryota; Metazoa; Chordata; Aves; Accipitriformes; Cathartidae. The coding region runs from base 600 to 1409 and encodes 269 amino acids.